UGACUGAGGCUCUUAAUUACCUUUAGCAGCACAGGCAAAAUCCCUUGCAGUGUCCGUUCUGCCCCUGCAAUCAAUGAUCUCUGGAAAAUCGUGACCCCCAUCUCUAGAUAUUGGAUCUUCUAAUGUCCCUGGUGGAUUAUUUUCAGCUAUGAUGAUUAUGCUACAAAGCCACAAGGUGCUGUACCAAGGUAAAGGGUUGAACUUCCCGGAGAAUGACAGAAGCAUCAGUUUUAAGUGGUCUGCUGGGAGAUGGUAACCCUGGCUCGGGCCGUCAGCCCCUGAGGAAGCCUGCCAUCGCCCUGCUGCCUGGAAGAGGCAUGACUGAAACCGCCAUCUGUUCGGGGGCUGUCAAUGCCGUUAAGGAAGUUUGGGAAGUAAGAAUACAGAAACAAGCGGAAGACUUGAAGCGAGAAAAAGAAUUUCGACAAAAGCUAGUGCGGAUAUGGGAAGGAAGGGUAAGCUUAACCAAGCUAAAAGAAAAAGUCACCAGAGAAGGUGGAAGGGUAAUUUUAAAGAUCGAGAAAGAAGAAUGGAAGACCCUCCCUUCAUCUCUAUUGAGUCUGAGCAAUCUACAGGAAUGGCAGCUUCACAGGACUGGUUUGCUGAAAAUUCCUGAAUUCGUUGGAAGAUUCCAGAGCCUCAUGGUAUUGGAUUUAUCCCGGAAUGCAAUUUCAGAGAUACCGCGAGGAAUUGGACUGUUGACCAAACUCCAAGAGCUGAUCCUUAGCUACAACAAAAUCAAGACCGUCCCCAAAGAGUUGAGCAACUGUGUCAGCUUGGAGAAACUGGAGCUGGCUGUGAACCGAGAUAUCUGCGAACUUCCCCAGGAGCUCAGCAACCUGAAGAAGCUGAUUCACCUAGAUUUAAGUAUGAACCAGUUCACGACCAUCUCUCCCGCAGUGCUGAAUUUGCCCGCCCUGGAGUGGUUGGACUUGGGGAGCAACAGGAUUGAACAGCUGCCUGCCACCAUUGACAGAAUGGAGCGCUUACAUACAUUAUGGCUGCAGCGGAACGAAAUAACUUGCUUACCUGAGACCAUCAGCAAUAUGAAGAGCCUGACUACUCUUGUCCUCAGCAGCAACCAACUCAAGGAUAUUCCGCUGUGCAUGGAACAGAUGACAAACCUAAGGUUUGUUAACUUCAGAGACAACCCUCUGCAGCUGCAAGUGACGCUUCCUUCUUGUCAGAACAUGGAUGAGGCGGAGGAGGAAGAACGGGAACUGUUCGGUGUUCAGUUUAUGCUGGCGUAUAUCCAGGAGUCCCGAAGCAAGGCAGAAAAUCCAGUUACUACUUCUGCUGUUCCAUCACUCUCCGUAAAUACUGAUGGAUAAAAAUAUAUCCAGCUGCCUGUUGAAGAGG
This is a messenger RNA of Tachyglossus aculeatus (Australian echidna), 1359 nucleotides long. RefSeq names its product leucine rich repeat containing 39 (gene LRRC39). The record is from RefSeq and is a predicted model, not a curated record. The coding region runs from base 213 to 1331 and encodes 372 amino acids. The transcript is spliced from 11 exons. Gene Ontology annotation, molecular function: protein binding. Lineage: Eukaryota; Metazoa; Chordata; Mammalia; Monotremata; Tachyglossidae.